UCGGCUACGGCUGAGGCGGCGACGGCGGCCGAGAUUGGAAUCCGCCUGCCGGGCGGGCGCGGGCGCGGGCGCGGGCAGACGGGGGCGGCCGGAGGGGAGUGGCGGCCAGGAGGGCUCGGGCUCCGCAGCGUCGGUCCGCGCCAGACGGGGAGCGCACGGCCGGCUGCGCGAGGGGCGACCGGGCCGGGCCGCAGCUCGCCGAGGGCGGAGGCCGAGCCGGGCCCCGCGCCGCGCCCCGCGCCGCGCGCCGAGGCCGGAGGAUGAGCUCCGCGGCGUCCGGAUUUGUGAAAAUAUGCAUCAGUUUAAUACUGUCCUGGAAUUCAUGAGAUGGAAGCAUAGGUCGAAGCUGUUUGAAGAGGACGGGAAGAGCACUGCAGGACCCACAUCUCCAAGGAGUCAAGAGAAUUCAGAGGGAGGUGGAGUCAUUGUCAAGUGAUUGUGGCCUCACAAGAAAACCUCCCGGAGUGAAGUCACUUGAACGUGUGGAGUAGCACUUAUCAAGGCCACGGUGUAUGGGACAUCAAAGUCGAACGAUGACUCAGCUCUGCGUUUACAUCAGGUUACUGGGAGCCUAUCUGUUCGUCGUCUGCCAUGUCCAAGGGCAGAAUCUAGACAGCAUGCUCCACGGUGCCGGGGUGAGGUCAGACUCCGACCCCAAGAAGACGGUGGAGAGCGGAGUGACCGUAGCGCCGGAGGACACCUUGCCGUUUCUAAAGUGCUACUGCUCAGGACACUGCCCGGAUGAUGCCAUCAACAACACGUGCAUAACGAAUGGACAUUGCUUCGCCAUCAUAGAAGAAGAUGACCAAGGAGAAACCACUCUAGCUUCAGGGUGUAUGAAAUACGAAGGGUCUGACUUCCAGUGCAAGGAUUCUCCAAAAGCCCAGCCUCGCCGGACCAUAGAAUGUUGUCGGACCAAUCUGUGUAACCAGUAUUUGCAGCCGACACUUCCUCCUGUCGUCAUAGGUCCAUUUUUUGAUGGCAGCGCUCGGUGGUUGGCCGUGCUCAUCUCCAUGGCCAUCUGCAUAAUCGCUAUGAUCAUCUUCUCCAGCUGCUUCUGUUACAAACACUACUGCAAGAGCAUCUCAAACAGACGCCGCUACAAUCGCGACUUGGAACAGGACGAGGCGUUUAUUCCGGUGGGAGAGUCUCUGAAAGACCUCAUUGACCAGUCGCAGAGCUCCGGCAGUGGGUCCGGACUGCCCUUGCUGGUCCAGCGAACUAUUGCCAAACAGAUUCAGAUGGUGAGACAGGUCGGGAAAGGCCGCUAUGGAGAAGUGUGGAUGGGGAAGUGGCGCGGAGAGAAGGUGGCUGUCAAAGUGUUUUUCACCACGGAGGAGGCCAGCUGGUUCCGAGAGACGGAGAUCUACCAGACGGUGCUGAUGCGCCACGAGAACAUCCUCGGGUUCAUAGCCGCAGACAUUAAAGGCACGGGGUCCUGGACGCAGCUCUACCUGAUCACUGAUUACCAUGAGAACGGGUCUCUCUACGACUUCCUGAAGUGUGCCACCCUGGACACCAGAGCCCUGCUCAAGCUGGCUUACUCGGCUGCCUGCGGCCUGUGCCACCUGCACACAGAGAUUUACGGCACCCAGGGGAAGCCUGCGAUUGCGCAUCGCGACCUCAAGAGCAAGAACAUCCUCAUCAAGAAGAAUGGGAGCUGCUGCAUUGCUGACCUGGGCCUCGCGGUCAAGUUCAACAGUGACACCAAUGAGGUGGAUGUGCCCUUGAAUACCAGGGUGGGCACCAAGCGCUACAUGGCCCCGGAGGUGCUGGACGAAAGCCUGAACAAGAACCACUUCCAGCCCUACAUCAUGGCCGACAUCUACAGCUUCGGCCUGAUCGUCUGGGAGAUGGCCCGCCGCUGUGUCACAGGAGGCAUUGUGGAGGAGUACCAGCUGCCGUACUACAACAUGGUCCCCAGCGACCCGUCCUACGAGGACAUGCGGGAGGUCGUGUGUGUCAAGCGCCUGCGGCCACUGGUGUCCAACCGCUGGAACAGUGACGAAUGCCUGCGCGCCGUGCUGAAGCUCAUGUCCGAGUGCUGGGCCCACAACCCGGCCUCCAGGCUCACCGCGCUGAGGGUCAAGAAGACGCUGGCCAAGAUGGUGGAGUCCCAGGACGUGAAGAUCUGACGCCCGCCCGACAGCCACAGGCUGCUCACGCUCCCCUGCCGCGUCCUGAGGGACGAGGGGGCCCCUCGGCCUUCCCACGCGGACAGCUUUAUUCGAAAUACGGUUUUCCAUGCCUUUUUUAACUGAGUUUUUAUGCGCUGCGUCAAGACUCCGACCCUGACCCUUACGUCUCCAGUCCCGCUCUGGGCACGGAGCUGCCUGUCCUCCAGUGGUGCUUUCUGUGAAAGCCGUAGCGCGCUUAGGGCUCAGCCGCGCGCCUGCCUCCUGGGAAGCGCAGUGUCUACUCUGCCUCUGUGUCGCGGCCUCCCCUGGGGGGUGCCUACUGCCCUUUGCGGCCCGCUGCUGCCCGUCCUGGAAUGCAAAGGAAACGGUUCACGUGCACACAGGAAGAGGCCGGGGCUGGUGGCUUUGCGCUUUACAAACGCAUUACGUGGCCAGGGGUGGCCAGUGGGUCCAGGCCGUUUGUCUCGCAAGUGGGGCGGCUUCCCAGCAGUUUCCUCCGGUAACGUAACAGUUACUGUAAAGGCCAAAAGAAUGAACGUGUCUGCACGUUUGGACUGUGUCCCUUUCUGCUGCCACCCCCUUCCUUUUUUGUAAUUACUGUUUUCGUCAUGCAGUGCAUCCUAUCCAAAGUAGAGCUCCAGUGCCACGUACACGUUGAUGAAGCAGCUGCUCCUGAGCAAAGUGAUCGCUGCGUUUGGCAGCAGUGUAAGUGCCUAAACCAUGUCCGCGUUCUGUGUGCACAGGGACUUUUAAAAGGGAAGUCAUUUGUGUCACGUGUGCGGUGCGCUCCUCCCUGGCCGUGUCCAUCAGCCCGCAGCAGCCGCCUCGAGGCUGCGCCACCCGCCUGUCCUUGAGGGCAGUGGCAUCUGUGCGGACGAUGCCAUCUCAGCUGUCUAGAGACACAUGUGUCGGCUGGUAGAAGCCACCGGUACUCUGCAGAUGUGCAGACACCUGAAGCGCGGAGGUGGCGUUUCUGGUCCCUGACUGGUGAGGAGGAGGAGGACAGCAGUGCGGAGUGUUCCGUGCUCCUGUCCGCGCUCUGGGGCUCUGACCGCCACAGCGACACCAAUCUCUGCUAGAGGCCUGGUGCCCCCCGAGGGACACUGAGAACCUGAAGCUCACGUGCGUGUGUCACGCCUUUGAAAUGCUCCACUGGUUCCCAGCAACCAACUCAGAAAGCGUCGUGAGGCCAGGCAGGUGCAGAUGGGCGGAGCCAGCGCGGGUCCCCACCAAAGCCGUGGCUCACUUGAGGCCAGAAGGGCGGCCGAUGUCCUCACCCCGGCCUCACCAGGUGGAGGCGUAGCUUCCUCUUGUGUUCACCACGCUCCCUCUAGCAGGUUCCGUUUGACAUGAGGGUGAAGCCGCUCAGGUGACCCUGCCUGCCCUCCUCCCUGGGGAGCAGUGGGGCACUGGGAUCAGAGGCAGCCUGACUGGGGCCGUUAGCCCGAUUCCUUUUCCCUGGGUGGACUUGAUCUUGGAAGUCACUUGCCCCUACUGAGGAGCACACAGGAGGAGGCGCACAGCCUUCCUCUGAGCGCCGGCGGCAGGCAUGUGGAGGCCGAGGGGCCACACGAGGUCGCCGCCCUGAGUGUCUGGAGUGAACGUGGCCGAGGAGUGGCAUCAAGAGUGACCCUCAGCAGUGUGGUCAGUGAACGCGUGUUCCUCAAAAAGCAAAUGCCACCAUGUUUGUAAUUUUCAGAUUUUCCUCUAAAAGCGUUGCAUGGGAUGUAAGUGCCCUCUUAAAUUGGGAGUUCACGGGUAAGUGAAGUGCUCCAGUCCAACACACACACACACACACACACACACACACACACACACACACCCCACCAGGAAGCCUGGCCGGCUGCCCGAGUGUAGUGUAAGGGGCCAGCAUUCAUGGUGGAGGAACUCUGCGUGUGAGCUUUCACGCUGGCCGGCAGGGCCUGCGUCAGAGGCGCUUGCAGGGCCCCGGCCUUCCGCCUGGACCAGCCCACUUGCACCCUGACCAUGCCGGGGAGCCCUCCGUGCAGGGCAGAGUCCGGCCCACAGCCGGGGCCCACCCUGUGUCCAGAGCGCGGCUGAGCCAGGAGCCAGCUGCCCGCCUGCUCCGUUGUGUGCUCCUGGGUGUGCCAGGCUUUUUGUGUAGCCACUUAACCAAUGCCCAGUUCCUUGUGUCCGGCUGUUGCCCUGGUCAGAAUGAAAGCCUGGGGUUUCCAGGGUGGUGCAUCUCUGAGUCAGCCGAGGUGACCCUGCACCUGAAGGAUUUAGCUCGGGACCCGUCUUGUAGGCUGAAAACCUUUCUUCCCGGGUGUGCUCCGGAGCCUCAGAGGAGCACUGAGGGUUCAGGGCCAGCCUGGCCUCCGAGGUGCGUCCCAGGCUGCCUGCGCUCCAUCUCGAGACCCUGGAGCAGAGAACAAGACGACGAACGAGGCCAGGGGCCCUCCGUGGGGCUCCCCUGAGGGGACGUGUGCUCGCACGUGUGCGGAGGUGGGCCGCGUUGCAGUGACCUGAGCCGUGUCUGCGCUCUGCUGCGGUGGAAUAACUUGAGCUCUCAGUGCCCUUCCCCUCCCCACCGAAAGUGUAGUAUAUGUUGUAUAAAAUGAAAAUAUCACAGCUAGUUAGGGAACUGUACAUAGACAUUGAAAAGGGUACAAAGCAGUCUUAUUAUGCAAUUGUAAAACGCCAGACAUCAGAUUGCUCUUUGAUACCCAACACACUAAGUGUAUUUUGUACAGCAUCUGCUUUAAAGGGUGCCUUACUCGGUUUACCGCUGACUGCUCUGUCCUCCAUACAGAUGAUGGCCCGUGUAUCAUUUCUAAGUAAAUAACCUUAUUUUAGUA
Cavia porcellus (domestic guinea pig) is the source of this 4957-nucleotide messenger RNA. RefSeq names its product bone morphogenetic protein receptor type 1A (gene Bmpr1a). Gene Ontology annotation, molecular function: SMAD binding; transforming growth factor beta receptor activity, type I; ATP binding. The record is from RefSeq and is a predicted model, not a curated record. Gene Ontology annotation, biological process: cellular response to growth factor stimulus; BMP signaling pathway; protein phosphorylation. The transcript has 13 exons. Bases 513 to 2135 code for a protein of 540 amino acids. Gene Ontology annotation, cellular component: signaling receptor complex; plasma membrane. Lineage: Eukaryota; Metazoa; Chordata; Mammalia; Rodentia; Caviidae.